AACCCCCAACCCCGCCGCACGGCCACCGGAAACGCUGCUUAAACCUCGUUCGGCGAAGCAUCCACCAUUUCCGUUUUUUAAUUCUUUCAUUUGGGGAUUAUUUAAAAAAAAGAUCUUUCAUUGGGGGAGAAGACGGUAAUAGAAGAACAAGAAAAUGGAGAGGGUUAGGGAUCAAAGGACGAAAUCUGUCAAACCCUCAACGAUUCAUGGGUUGGCUCAAUCUGGAGAUCUCAAUGCGUUCCGGAAGAUGCUCAAUGACAACCCUUCUCUCCUCAAUGAACGCAACCCCAUUAUGGCCCAAACGCCACUUCAUGUUUCAGCUGGCUACAAUAACACUGAUAUUGUUAAGCAUUUGCUUGCUUUCCAAGGCCCCGAAAAGGUGGAGUUGGAAGCAAAGAACAUGUAUGGGGAGACACCAUUGCACAUGGCUGCUAAGAAUGGAUGUAAUGAAACUGCAAAGAUGCUUCUCUCCCAUGGUGCUCAUGUUGAAGCCAGAGCAAAUAACGGGAUGACUCCAUUGCACCUUGCUGUGUGGCACUCAAUUCGAGCUGCAGACUAUUCAACAGUGACGACAUUGUUAGAAUAUAAUGCUGAUUGCAGUGCAGAAGACAAUGAGGGCAUGACUCCCAUACAUCAUCUCUCUCAAGGCCCCGGAAAUGAAAAAUUACGAAAGUUGCUUCAUUGGCAUCUUGAGGAGCAGCGAAAACGCAAGGCCAUUGAAGCAUGCAGCGAGACCAAGGUGAAAAUGGACGAGCUCGAAAAGGAAUUAUCUAGAAUAGUUGGGUUACAUGAGCUAAAAGUGCAACUCCGAAAAUGGGCAAAGGGGAUGCUACUGGAUGAGAGGCGUCGGGCCCUUGGACUGAGAGUUGGUGCCAGAAGACCACCUCAUAUGGCUUUUCUUGGGAACCCUGGAACAGGAAAAACAAUGAUAGCUCGAGUGCUUGGAAAACUACUUUAUAUGGUGGGGAUUCUUCCGACGGACAAGGUAACUGAAGUACAGAGGACAGAUCUGGUUGGGGAAUUUGUUGGUCAUACGGGACCAAAGACAAGGAGAAAGAUCCAAGAAGCUGAGGGGGGAGUUCUGUUUGUUGAUGAAGCCUAUAGACUAAUACCUAUGCAGAAAGCCGAUGAUAAAGACUACGGUUUAGAAGCACUAGAAGAGAUAAUGUCCGUCAUGGAUAGUGGGAAAGUUGUAGUAAUAUUUGCAGGCUACAGUGAACCAAUGAAGCGCGUGAUAUCUUCUAACGAAGGCUUUUGUAGAAGAGUGACCAAGUACUUCCACUUUGAUGACUUCACCACAGAAGAUCUUGCAAAAAUUCUUCAUCUGAAAAUGAGCACUACUAACCUAGAAGCCAAAGGAGGGAGUUCAUUGUUUGGGUUCAAGCUGCAUCCUUCAUGCAGUGUUGAAGCUGUUGCAGAUCUGAUAGAGAGGGAGACCACAGAAAAGCAGCGCAAGGAGAUGAACGGAGGCUUACUGGACCCAAUGUUGGUCAGCGCAAGAGAAAAUUUGGACUUCAGACUCAGCUUUGACUGUGUGGACACAGAGGAAUUACUCACCAUCACAUUGGAGGAUUUAGAAGCCGGCCUUCGCCUGUUAUUUCAAUAAAAGCAAGUGUCCAGAAAGGAACCCAGAAGCAAUGCUGUAGGAGAAGAAAAAAAAGUUGUAUCCAAAUACAAGUUUUGGGUAAGUUCUGUUAUGUCCUGGCAGUUUGGCAAUGCAUGGCAUAAUUUUGAUUUUCUGUCAUUAUUCUUUAUACCUCUGUGGUCAUCAUAAUUGUUCAUCAUGUUGUAUUCUGAAAUGCCCCGUUACAUUCGUAUGUUAUUCUAACAGCGGAAUUCUUUGCGGGCGAUGUUUGUAGAUGUAUAGCUAUGUAUAGGAGACUACGAUGGUGGAAAGUAUUCUUGUAUUCUUUGGCUGGAACAAUAAUGGAACCUGUGUCUA
Cuscuta campestris is the source of this 1942-nucleotide messenger RNA. The record is from the annotation of a GenBank genome assembly. NCBI's taxonomy places the organism in Eukaryota, Viridiplantae, Streptophyta, Magnoliopsida, Solanales, Convolvulaceae.